CAGAAGUGCUGGCGUCACUUACGCAUGUUUCGGGGUGUCCUGCAGAAAUGGAACAUUUGGGUUUCUUUUGGAGUCAGGCCUUGUCUCUCCUGCCUCUGAGGCAGGCCUGGGAGGUUGGGUGACUGAACCCUGAAAUUGCAGCUGUGGGAGGCCACAGCUCCCCUGACCCUGGGGAGAGCUUCCCUGACCCCAAGCACAGGGACAAACCAUUGUUCCGGCCAGUGGGGCCCUGCAUCUGGCAUGCAUCCUGUCCUUGUUCCCGGUCUUUGUGUCUGUUUCCUCCCUAUGGCUCUCUGUCUGUUUUCCAAGGCCCUGUGGCUCACCCCUCCACAUCCUCCUGUGUGGGAGUUCUGGGGCUGCCUUUGUUACCUGUUCUGGAGGAUAGCUCCUUCAAGGACUGAGGGAGAAACUGGUGGGGCAGGCAGAAGGGUCUGGGCAUAGGCCUGGGGGUUGCUGGCAUGGCAGAAACUGGGGGGCAUACAUAGGAGGAGUUCUGCAACAGAGGCUCGGGAGAGACGGCAGGGUGAACUAGGGCUGUGGGCAGGCCAAGAUGACCAAGAUAGAUCGUGAAUAUGUGGACAAGCCUUCCUGCCUGGCUGGCACAGGCUGGCACCUGGUUCCACCCCUAGCUUCCUGGAGGGAACCCACAUGUUGGUGUCCCCCGCAGGGUAUCCCACUGUAUGGCAUGGAGACCUGUUGCUGUGAGGCUCCCGAGGGCUCGCCUUGGACCGCGAUGGGGCCGGGCUGCGGCCUCCUAACGGGACUGAGGUGUGCAGCCCGCGAGCUGCCGCUGCCCGCAUCUCGGAGCACCCCCGCCCCUCCCCUGGCCCGGCGCGGGCCCGGCGCCCGCCAUGAACGGCCUGUCGGUGAGCGAGCUCUGCUGCCUGUUCUGCUGCCCACCCUGCCCGGGCCGCAUCGCCGCCAAGCUCGCCUUCCUGCCUCCCGAGCCCACCUACUCUCUGGUACCUGAACCCGAGCCGGGACCCGGCGGGGCCGGCGCUGCCCCCUCGGGUCCCCUGCGGACCUCAGCGGCCACCCCUGGGCGCUGGAAGAUCCACCUGACGGAGCGCGCUGACUUCCAGUACGGCCAGCGCGAGCUGGACACCAUCGAGGUCUUCGUGACCAAGAGCGCACGCGCCAACCGCAUCGCCUGCAUGUACGUGCGCUGUGUACCAGGUGCCAGGUACACAGUCCUCUUCUCGCACGGCAAUGCAGUGGACCUGGGUCAGAUGUGCAGCUUCUACGUCGGCCUGGGCACACGCAUCGGCUGCAAUAUCUUCUCCUACGACUACUCUGGGUAUGGGGUCAGCUCCGGCCGGCCCUCGGAGAAGAACCUGUAUGCCGACAUUGAUGCUGCCUGGCAGGCCCUGCGCACCAGGUACGGCAUCAGCCCAGACAGUAUCAUCCUGUAUGGCCAGAGCAUUGGCACUGUGCCCACAGUGGAUCUGGCGUCACGCUACGAGUGUGCUGCUGUGGUCCUGCACUCUCCUCUCACCUCUGGCAUGCGGGUGGCCUUCCCUGACACCAAGAAGACCUACUGCUUCGAUGCUUUCCCUAACAUCGAGAAGGUGUCGAAGAUCACAUCACCGGUGCUCAUCAUCCACGGCACAGAGGACGAGGUGAUCGACUUCUCACACGGGCUGGCACUGUAUGAGCGCUGCCCAAAGGCCGUGGAGCCGCUGUGGGUGGAGGGCGCUGGGCACAACGACAUUGAGCUGUACAGUCAAUACCUGGAGCGCCUACGCCGCUUCAUCUCCCAGGAGCUGCCCAGCCAACGCCCUUAGCCAAGCCGUAGGGACCUCAGCAGUACACGGGCCUCCUGCCGGGGCUGCAUGUGACCCGGAGCCCAGGACCCUGCCUGGCACCCCAGGGGCCAUGAGCCAUGUGCCGGCAACAGAGGCCCCUCUUCUUUCCUCGUGGAAGCAAAGAGAAGGAAAGAGGGGAGUUAAUUAAAGGAUUGAGAUUUUUGGGUUGCCUUGGCUCCUUCGUGGCUCCAGUGAGGCUUCUUAGGGCUGGGGGGGUUGCUUAGACAGCCGGGUAUUGGGGUGUGACGGAAAACCUCGGGGCAUGCGGCCCAGGACUGCAGGGCAGUGCCCUGCUCUGCAGGAGUCCUGAUCCCUGUUGCCUACAGGGCUCCCACUCCAGGACCAGGCCUUGCACUGUGCCACUGUGAGCUGAGGAGGUCUCCCCGGGACUGCAGGGAUAGCUAGGGUAGUGUGCUCACUCUGGAGUUGAGCCAUGUGUUUCCUCUAGCCAUAGGGUCCGAUGUGUGGGGAGAUGAGCACCCUGAGCUGACUCAGGAUGCAUCAAGGUCACUUUAACAGUGGGUGGUACAUUGGGGGAGCUGGAAUACUUUCGGGUGUGGCUAUAGCCCCUGAAGAAGAUCAAACGUGACAUAUUUAGUCACUUUAAAAUUUUAUUUUAUGUACAUUGUUGAUUUGAGUGCAUGUGUGUCUGUGCUAUGUGGUGCUGGGAACUGAACCUAGGUCCCCUGGAAGGGAGAGCAGCCAGUGCUUUCAAUCAUUGAGCCAUCUCUCUAGCCCCCUAAAAUUUGUGGUUUUGACUUCAAGCACUAGUUAGUGCUAAAGCUGGCUCCCGAGCCGCGGUUCACCAAAUUGGGGCAUUCUUAACCUGGAGCGUACUCUUCUCUAGCCGCAGGGCCUUUGCACAGGGUGCUCAGGUGCCCUUACUAGAUCCCUGCCUGUAGUCCCACUGCCUGGCUUGGCUCUUUCACCACCUGCUGCAGGUUUCCCGAUCCCCAACACCCCGCUGACUCAUCCUGAUCGCUGCCCGCUGCUCCCACACAUCCCCCUGAAAUGCCACUGUCCAGGGCUGAGUCUCCACUGUGACCUUGGUGUACACAGGCCCAGAAUGCACCCAGGAAGGAGAGGCAAGCCCCAUUCUGAGCCACUCAUCCUACAUUAGUAGAGGAGGGUACCAAUACUUAGGAUGCCCUCAGGUGUGCGGGGUGGGGGUAUGGUACGGGCCAGGACAACUCAUGAUAAAAUAGCAAGACUGAAUACUGAGAAGAAAAGAUGUGCUCUUCUGACCUCCUAACCCUCUCCCCAAGCCCAGCUGUUGCUGACCAGAAAGUCUGGUUUCCUGGGUGCCGGGGAUGCAGCCCGGGGCUCCCUGCACAGGAGGGAGGGCACUGCUGCUUGCUGUGCUGCAGCCGAGGCCGCUGUUUACUCUAAGACAGGGUCUUGCUCUAUAAUUGGUUCUGAUCUUGAACUUGGCUGAAUGAUGCCACACUUGGGGCCGCUGGGGUGGAACUUGGGGCGCAGUGAAUGGGAGGACUCCACCCACUCAUCCACAGCCUGUAUUUUUUAUUUUUUGAGACAAAGUAGCCCAGUCCUCAAACUUCACCACUGCUGGCAGGACAGCCAUGAGACAGCAUGUGAGCUACAGCAAGUUAAACACAAAGUAAACCGGCGAGGCCAGCCAGAGCUCCACAGAGAAACCCUGUCUCGAAAAAUAACAACACAUUUAUUUGGUCAAGACACACGCACCACUGCAUUUCUGCAGAGGUCAGAGGUCAAGUGUCGGUUGUCUGUUCUCUGGGUGGGGGGGUUGAAUUCAGGUUAUCAGGCCUGGAGGCAAGUGUCUACUCACUGAGCCAUCUGUCUGGCCCUACUCUAGCAAGCUUUUUAAAUGCUUCCAUUGUGUGUUGUAAUAGCCGUCUCUGUCACUAGUAUCAUUUUAAAAUUGGACGGAUGUACAUUUGUUAUAAAGAUGAAUGUUAAAAAAAAAAGAUGAAUGUUUAAA
Messenger RNA from Grammomys surdaster, 3765 nucleotides. It is a transcript of the gene Abhd17a, whose product is annotated as abhydrolase domain containing 17A. Bases 852 to 1784 code for a protein of 310 amino acids. NCBI's taxonomy places the organism in Eukaryota, Metazoa, Chordata, Mammalia, Rodentia, Muridae. The transcript is spliced from 4 exons. Gene Ontology annotation, molecular function: palmitoyl-(protein) hydrolase activity. Gene Ontology annotation, cellular component: plasma membrane; endosome membrane. The record is from RefSeq and is a predicted model, not a curated record. Gene Ontology annotation, biological process: protein depalmitoylation.